GUGUGUGCGUGAAAAAUCUCGUGCUUGCCCAGCGAGCGCGCGCGCUGCUCUCUCUCUCCCUGUGAUGCGCGGGACGGAAAGCCUUCUACCCGGGUGGAAACCAACCUGAAGCAAAACCCCACCGAACCGCCGCCAAACCCAAACCUUUCAGGAGCUUCAGCAGCUCUAAUUCGGAUUAUUAUUGGGAUUUUUUUCUGGGGGACGCUGCGCUGGGAAAGCUGAGCUACAGCCCCCGCUAUAAGAGCAUAUCAACUACAAUACCCGCAAGGCAACAUGAUGGUGGUUUCCUCAGAAGGCAGAAGAGUAAGUGCGGUGGGAUCUGGCUGGAUGUUUGACAGUGUGUGUUCAGUUUGAAGCGAGUUUGUGAGGAUAGCAGCUGCUCAGCAAGCACACCACCGUCUGCACACAUCUUCUCAAGCUUCUCGAGUUAAUCUGUGCCAGAACAAGAACAUAGAACACAAACAAAGAAACAAAGAAACGAACAAGAACCUAAAAUACAACAAACGAAUAAACCAGAACUUUGUCGACUGACAGAGAAUAUAUUAUUGUGCAAUGUGAUUGGCCUUACGACUGUUACUUAAGACUGUUCUCCCUCUCUACUGCCCCCUGUGUCCUCUUUACGGAUAUUAAUCGUCGUGUCGUUGUUGAACCUUUUUUCGCUCGCUCACAGUGGGAUGUACUUUGGAUAUACGGACCUCUGAACCAAAGCUGUUUUCAAUGGUUUCCUAUUGUUCAGGAUUAUAACCCUCCCCAAUCUCCAGCACUUUCACAAUGACUCUGCUCAGAUAUCCUAUCCAGUUGCAGCUGCUGCUCAGCACUGUGCUUGGGCCCUGCUUGGGCCUGGAGUUUACAGGAGCACGAGGCCAGUGGGCCCGCUAUCUCCGCUGGGACGCCAGCACCAGAAGUGACCUCAGCUUCCAGUUCAAAACGGACGCGUCCACCGCCUUGGUCUUGUACUUCGACGACGGCGGCUACUGCGACUUCCUGCAGCUCAUGGUGGUGGAGGGCAAGCUGCAGCUGCAGUUCAGCAUCGACUGCGCCGAGACCACCGUGGUUUCGGACAAGCGGGUGAACGACAGCAGCUGGCACUUUGUCAGCCUGGGAAGGUACAACCUGAGGACUGUGCUGGGCGUGGACGGCGCCAACAAGGCCGACGAGGUGCGGCCGCAGAGGCAGUACAUGAAGAUCGUCAGUGACCUCUUCUUGGGGGGACUUCCCCAGGACAUUCGCACCUCAGUCCUGACCUUACCCACAGCCAAGGACCUGCCACCUUUUAAGGGGAUUAUCAGGGACCUGAAGUAUGGCAGAAAGGUGCCCACCCUACUCAGCAGCCAGAAGGUGCGGAUGGACAUGGAGGGCAUCUGUACGGAGAACCCGUGUGAAAACGGAGGGAUAUGCUCCCUCGUGGAUGGAGAACCUCUAUGCGAUUGUUCCAAGACUGAGUACAUAGGCCGAUUUUGCAGCGAAGAGGCUAACAGCAUCCCAGGCUUGGCACACAUGAUGAUGGCCGACCAAGCCAAGAGCAAAGCACGCGAGGAGAACGUGGCCACGUUCCGGGGCUCGGAGUACUUCUGCUACGACCUGUCCCAGAACCCCAUCCAGAGCAGCAGUGAUGAGAUCACGCUCUCCUUCAAGACCUGGCAGCGCAACGGCCUCAUCCUGCACACGGGCAAGUCGGCAGACUACGUCAACCUGGCCCUGAAGGACGGGGCCGUGUCCCUGGUCAUCAACCUGGGCUCCGGAGCCUUCGAGGCCAUCGUGGAGCCGGUCAACGGCAAAUUUAACGACAACGUCUGGCACGAUGUCAAAGUCACACGCAACCUCAGACAGCAUUCAGGCAUUGGACACGCUAUGGUCACCAUCUCGGUGGACGGGAUCCUCACCACUACAGGCUACACGCAGGAGGACUAUACCAUGCUGGGCUCCGAUGAUUUCUUCUACGUUGGGGGGAGUCCAAGCACUGCGGAUUUACCUGGAUCACCCGUCAGCAACAACUUCAUGGGCUGCCUGAAAGAGGUUGUCUACAAAAACAAUGACAUCAGGUUGGAGCUGUCUCGACUGGCUCGCAUCGUGGAUCCUAAGAUGAAGAUCCAGGGAGACGUGGUGUUUAAGUGUGAGAACGUGGCGACUCUAGACCCGAUCUCCUUCGAAACACCCGAGGCCUACAUCAGCCUGCCUAAGUGGAACACCAAGCGCAUGGGGUCCAUAUCCUUCGACUUCCGCACGUCCGAGCCCAACGGACUCAUCCUCUUCACUCACGGAAAGCCCCAGGACAGGAAGGCCACUGGCAGCCAGAAAAACACCAAGGUGGACUUCUUCGCUGUGGAGCUGCUGGAUGGAAGCCUGUACCUGCUGCUGGAUAUGGGCUCAGGCACCAUCAAGGUGAAGGCCACGCAGAACAAGGUCAACGAUGGGGCAUGGUACCAUGUGGACAUCCAGAGAGAUGGAAGAUCAGGAACUAUCUCAGUGAACAGUCGGCGUACGCCUUUCACUGCCAGCGGGGAGAGUGAAAUCUUGGACCUGGAAGGAGACAUGUAUCUGGGUGGCCUUCCUGACAACCGGGCCGGUCUUAUCCUACCCACGGAACUGUGGACUGCCAUGCUGAACUACGGCUACGUGGGCUGCAUCAGGGACCUGUUCAUCGACGGGCGCAGUAAGGACAUCAGGCAGAUAGCGGAGGCCCAGAACGGAGCUGGCAUCAAGCCCUCCUGUAACAAGGUGUCGGGCAAGCAGUGUGAAAGCUACCCCUGCAAGAACAAGGGUGUCUGUAAGGAGGGCUGGAACCGCUUCGUCUGCGAUUGCACCGGAACCGGCUACUGGUCCCGCACCUGCGAGAGAGAGGCGUCUAUCCUGAGCUACGACGGCAGUAUGUACAUGAAGGUGGUGAUGCCCACAGUCAUGCACACGGAGGCGGAGGACGUCUCCCUGCGCUUCAUGUCUCAGAGAGCGUAUGGGCUACUGAUGGCCACCACCUCCCGCGACUCGGCCGACACCCUGCGGCUGGAGCUGGACGGCAGCCGCGUCAAGCUGACGGUCAACUUAGACUGUAUCAGGAUUAACUGUAACUCCAGCAAGGGACCAGAGACACUGUAUGCUGGACAAAAACUCAAUGACAAUGAGUGGCAUACGGUGCGGGUGAUCCGGCGCGGUAAAAGCUACAAGCUCACAGUUGACGAUGACGUAGCUGAAGGUCAGAUGGUGGGUGACCACACCCGGCUUGAGUUCCACAACAUAGAGACGGGCGUGAUGACCGAGCGGCGCUUCGUCUCGCACAUCCCGUCCAGCUUCAUCGGCCACCUGCAGAGCCUGAAGUUCAACGGCCUGCUGUACAUCGACCUGUGCAAGAACGGCGACAUCGACUACUGCGAGCUGAACGCACGGUUCGGGAUGCGCUCCAUCAUCGCUGACCCUGUGACCUUUAAAGCCAAGAGCAGCUACCUGAGUCUGGCCACGCUGCAGGCCUACACAUCUAUGCACCUUUUCUUCCAGUUCAAAACCACUUCUGCGGAUGGCAUCAUCCUCUUCAACAGCGGCGACGGGAACGACUUCAUCGCUGUGGAACUGGUGAAAGGGUACAUACAUUAUGUGUUUGACCUUGGCAAUGGCCCAAACCUCAUCAAGGGUAACAGUGACAGACCUCUGAAUGAUAACCAGUGGCAUAACGUGGUCAUCACCAGAGAUAACAGCAACCUCCACACACUGAAAAUAGACGCCAAGGCCGUGAGUCAGGUUGUCAAUGGUGCCAAGAACCUGGACCUAAAAGGAGAUCUCUACAUCGCCGGUUUAGGACCGAACAUGUACAACAGCCUUCCCAAACUCGUAGCCUCGAGGGAAGGCUUCAAGGGCUGCCUGGCAUCAGUGGACCUGAACGGCCGCCUCCCCGACCUGAUAAACGACGCUCUGUUCCGCAGUGGACAGAUUGAGCGUGGAUGUGAAGCGUCGAAAAGCGAACUUGGUUUCAUCAAAGCAGAUCUACAAGGUCCUAGCACUACAUGCCAGGAGGACUCCUGCGCCAACAUGGGCAUCUGCAUCCAGCAGUGGGAGAACUAUACCUGCGACUGCUCCAUGACCUCCUACACCGGCACUCAGUGCAAUGACCCUGGAACCACGUAUAUCUUUGGGAAAGGAGGAGGCACCAUCACCUUUAACUGGCCGGCUAACGAGCGGCCGAGCACGCGCACGGACCGGCUGACCGUGGGCUUCAGCACCUCGCUGAAGGACGGCAUUCUGGUGCGGAUCGACAGCGCCCCAGGCCUGGGAGACUACCUCAUGCUGCACAUUGAACAAGGCAAAAUCAGCGUCACGUUCAACAUCGGGACAGUCGAUAUCAUUGUGCAAGAAAACAGCAUCCCGGUGAACGAUGGCAAGUACCACGUGGUACGAUUCACGAGAAACGGCGGCAAUGCCACGCUACAGGUGGACAACUGGGCCAUCAACGAGCACUUCCCCGCAGGCAACAACGAUAAUGAGAGAUUGCAAAUGGCAAAUAAGAAAAUCCCAUUCAAAUAUGCCCGGCCCGUAGAGGAGUGGCUACAGGAGAAAGGGCGGCAGCUAACGAUAUUCAACACCCAGGCCACCAUUACCAUCGGAGGCAAUGACCGCAAGAGGCCAUUUCAGGGCCAGCUCUCGGGCCUCUACUACAACGGCCUGAAAGUGCUCAACAUGGCCGCCCAGGGCAACCCCAACAUCCGGAUCAACGGCAGCGUGCGGCUGGUGGGGGACGUGCCCUCAGCCGGAUCGGCCAGGACCACGGCGCUGCCCCCGGAAAUGUCCACCACUUUCAUCGAGACCACAACCACCAUGUCCACCACAACCACCAGAAAGCACCGCUCGCCACCUACAAUAUCGAGCACGGACGACAUGGGCACGUCCGCCGAGUGCUCCAGCGACGACGAGGACUUGGAGGAGUGCAACCUCGAACAUACAGGUGGGCUAGGAGGUGAAUUAAUUAUCCCAGUACAUGUAGAAGAUCCCUUAGAACUCCCUCCUGUAGCUACACGUGCACCCUCCAUUCCUCUCCCCCCAACCCUCCGUCCCCCCCUCACCAUUAUUGAGACCACCAAAGAGUCCCUGUCCAUGGCCACUGAGGCGGGGGUACCUUGCUUGUCGGACCAAGGCAGCGAUGAUUGUGAUGAUGAUGGCUUGGUGAUAUCUGGGUAUGGCUCUGGGGAAGCAUUUGACUCUAACCUGCCCCCUACUGAUGAUGAAGAUUUUUACACCACCUUCUCCUUGGUAACAGAUAAGACCUUGUCUACGUCGGCCUUUGAAGGUGGCUACAAAGCUCACGCGCCUAAGUGGGAAGCCAAGGACUUUAGGCCUAACAAAGCCUCCGAAUAUGGUAGGACUACUACCACGUCUUUAUCCCCCAAGCUGAGCCGCUCCACAACUGCGUCCACGCCCGCCACGCCACCCAAACUGCCUGCAGGCAAAAUGAAUAACCGCGAGGUUAAGCCCCAGCCCGACAUAGUCUUGCUUCCAUUGCCCACUUCGUAUGAGGUAGACAACACAAAGCUGAAGAACCCAUUAAUAACCUCCCCCAUGUUCCGUAAUGUACCCACAGCAAUUCCCACGGAGCCAGGCGUCAGGCGGGUUCCGGGGGCCUCCGAGGUGGUCCGUGAAUCUAGCAGCACCACCGGAAUGGUCGUCGGGAUAGUUGCUGCUGCUGCUUUAUGCAUCCUUAUUCUGCUGUACGCCAUGUAUAAGUACAGGAACAGGGACGAGGGAUCGUACCAAGUGGACGAGAGCAGAAAUUACAUAACCAACUCAGCACAGAGCAAUGGUGCGGUCAUGAAGGACAAGCAGCAUAGCUCGAAAAGCAGCAACAAGAAACAGAAAAACAAGGACAAGGAAUAUUACGUGUGAGUGAAAUGGUGGAAAAGCGGAAAAAAAAAAAAGACACAAACUGAGAAAAAUCCGAAAGAGACAGAGACGCUGUAAAACACUGACCGUAUCGGGAGCUGCACUGAGAGAGCGUGAGAGUGAACGAAAGCGAGAGAGAGAGAGUGAACAAAAGAGAAAAAGAGUGAGUGGGAAAGAGAGAGAGAAAGAGGGGAAAUGGCACUGUGCUGAGGUGCUGACCACUCACAUGAACUGUAAUAUAAAGCACACUUACUAUUGUAAGCAUACCGAGAAGGUAAAAUAGCGACAUUAGUGACCUUAUUCUUCAAUCUGGUCGAAGACGUUAUCAGUGUAGAUCAAAAACAACGUGAAAAAAAAAAAUCUUCUUCACAGCUACAUCAUUAUCCUAAGUGACUCUUAGAGGUAUGUGAUCCUUGGCGUAAAAAAUCUGGUUUUCUUCUUGAUUUUUAUUUUCUUUAUUUUUUGGUUUCUUUUGUAAUCCUGUAAAGAACAACAAAAAGAAAGAAAAAAAACAAGAGGAGAAGAAAAUUAUUCCGGCCAUUGCAAGCAUGUGAGCAAGACGUAGUUGGCAUCUUAAGAGAGUGGGACAGAUUUAAAAAAAAAAAAGAAAAAUAUUUAUUGUACAAAAACAGAGAAAGAUGAGAAAGAUGGACUCCUGCCAAAAAAGAUCUAUAUAUGAAAAAAAAGAUUUGUAUUGUUUAUACAUUAAUUAUAUGUGGUGUCAAUUUUUUGCUCUCUGCAAAAGAAGAAAAAUACGUACUAUGUAGUAAAUGAAAUGAAAGUUGAGUGAAACUGCUGAGGACAGAUCAGCCAAGCUCUUGCAGCACUGUUAUAUUCGAACUCGACCAAAAUUAUGUUUUUAGUCGUUUUCCAACCGACUGUGACAUUGCAGAUUUGUGAAUUGAGAGAAGUGGUGCAGUUCUUUUUUUUUUUUUUUUUUUUUUUUUUAGUUUUUUCUUUUCUCGUCUCGGUAAAGCGACUGAUUGUAAAUGCAUGCCAUCCUACACGAAGACGAUGUGCGAUGUUCGAGUGAGCUCGAGCAGACGAGGCCAGUUCGUUCAUCAUCAGACACGCCCUCUUUUCCCCUCAAAGUGUCAAAAAGUGACCACUGCAACAAUAUCAACAGAAAGCACAGCGACAAUGAAUACAUCAACAACAAUGGCAACAACCGCAACAAAAAAAAAAGCAACAAAAAGUCCCUGCGAACCCUCCUUUGUUUCUUUUUAUUAUUUCAUUGCGGCCAGUGCUGAUUUUAUCAGAUCUUUGGUUUUAUGAUCACAUGUAUGUUGCUCCAUUUCCUCUUGUUUUCCUCUUUUUUAUGAAGCUGUCUGGUGCAGACUGGCACUCUACUAUAAACGCUGUUACGGAUGUCUAUACGGAAAAAUAAAUCUAAUGUGAAAAGUGUGAAUUCUAUCUGUUGUCACAGUCAACUGUGUCAAACGACGAUGAUGAAUUUGUUUACAUAUUUUACUACAUUCUAGCAGUUGUACUUUUGAGGUAGAUACUGUACAUAUAUAUACGAACUUAAGUUGUAUUUUUUUUAGUGACUAUUGUACAGAGAGAUCGUUUGCUUUAUCGGUGUGUUUCAAUGGAGAAAAUCAGACCUUGUCGACAUUGACGUGAAGAGAGACUUUGCAGUGCUGGAAAAAUCCACACUUAUUUUGUAACGAAAAGCAGAGAGAAUAUUGUUAGAUUAGAGGUCUAAUCUUUCUCACAGAUUUGUUUCUAAGUCGCAUGGAUAUUUGACUACUUGACGCUGUCAAUCAAAUACAAGACACACUUCUUAAUUGUACUGAGACUUCCUUGUUAUCGGUUGUUUUUAUUUAUGGAAGAAUCAACAGAAUAUGUAUAACAAUAAAAACAGAGUCAUAUGGAUGCGGACACGCAGUUCACACCAUCUACAUCCAGUGUGAUUCUUACCGUCGGACCUCGGUGCGGGCUGCCUCUACCACAGUGAACCAACCAGUCGCUGCUCAUGUUCAUUAUUAAAGCUGUGUGUUUAGUACAUAGAAAUGUCAUCAUGCUUUCUGUAUGCUUCAUUAGUUCUUAUCUUUUAAUCACAUUAUUUUUUUAAUACAUGUUUUGCUUUGCAUUUUGAGCUGUGUUGUGUAAUAAAACAUGUCAUGGA
Messenger RNA from Astyanax mexicanus (Mexican tetra), 7987 nucleotides. It is a transcript of the gene nrxn3a, whose product is annotated as neurexin 3a. The record is from RefSeq and is a predicted model, not a curated record. The coding region runs from base 772 to 5862 and encodes 1696 amino acids. The transcript is spliced from 25 exons. Lineage: Eukaryota; Metazoa; Chordata; Actinopteri; Characiformes; Acestrorhamphidae.